AUGGACACAGCAACGAUGCUCUCCGCUAUCAAAGGCGACAAAUUGAAAGAUUCGUCACAAUGGCGAGUAUGGUAUAAGCGAGUGAAGGCAUUCGCAGUACAACGUUCGGUAUGGGACCUCUGCAAUCCAGAAGUAGAGAUAUCCCACCGACCACGGGCUCUCAUUGAGCCAAUUGAACCUGAAUACCCUCAGCAAGGUUCUCAGGAAAAUAAGAAAGAUUGGAGAGACCUACUUGAGGUCUAUAAGAUCAAGGCAAACCGCUGGGAAAAGCAGCGAAAAGGCCUAAAUGAGGUGAAUGAACUCAUUAUCAUUUACCUCGACACGUCAAUUCGUGAUGCAGUACUAGAGUACGAUACUCCGUACGAUCGUCUAGUAUAUCUUAGUCAAAGAUUUGCUAGAUCUCAUGCGUAUAAGGAAGAGAUUCGUAUGAAAUGGAGAGCUUUCUCGAUCCAAAAACCGAUUGGAGAUAUCGAGAAAUGGCUGAUAUCUUGGGAUGAAUUACGAGAGCAAGCAAUGACCCUCGAACUUCCUGAGGUCCAAAGUGCGAAUCAAGAUUUCCUACAGGCUAUCAAAGAGGUUUUACCUAUCUGGUGGCAGGCAAAAUAUGAAGAUAUCGUGAUGAAUAGGACGAUAAUAGAUACGCGAAAGCUAAUCGAAAGCUUCCGUUCUAUACAUCGUGAAAUUAGUACGACAAUGCCUACCUCACCGACAUUGAAAGGGUCCUUCUCUACCUGGCAAGGUCAUCAAGAAGCUAAACAAGAAGACGUGCCAUUUGACAAGAGACCAUGCCCAUGCGGCAUGAAGAACCACGGACCUGCUAAAUGCUAUUUCCUCAAUGAGGCAGUAAGACCUCGAAGCUUUACUAUCCCUAGCGGGAAAUUAGAGAGCAUUGAGAGGACACUGGCGGCCGAUCCAGCAUGGAAAAAAUGGACAGAGAAUAUCAUCCAGAAAGCGCAAACCUCAACAAGUAUAAAGGUUCAUCAAAACCUCUCAUUCUCAAGCAUCGGUAUCCCGGCAUUAACUACAUCACUCCGACACCGAUGGAUCCUUGAUACUGGAUCCGGCGUACACGUGUGUAAUGACCGAAGCAGCUUCGUGGACCUAGAAGCUUGCCAAGAGGUUCUAUCAACCGGAGAUAGUAGCACCGACAUCAUCGGACGCGGUACUGUGAGACUUACUGGCAUUGACCCGAAGACCAAAAAGAAGCAGACGAUUACCCUAAGCAAUGCCUGCUACGCACCUGGGUUCCAUGUAAACCUAGUGUCGUACGCUAGACUGCGAGAAAAAGGAGGGUUCUGGUCUGAAAAGAAGGGUUUUAUCGAGGAUAGCAAUGGCUUCCCAAUCGUGAGCUUACGUUUAUGGAAAAACGUUGGAUUAUGGGUCUUUGACCAAGAAGGCUCUAAUCAAGAAUCUUAUCUGAUGGCAAAUGCCGUUAGAUCAUCAUCAACACAGCGAAUUAAAGGUGCAUCGGCAGAGCUAUGGCACCGUCGCCUAGGUCAUCCACAAUAUAAGACAGUCCAACAAAUGACUAAACUAGUCGAUGGAGUCAAUAUCGAUGGCAAUGAUAAAGCGCAAGCAAUCUGUGAAACCUGCAACCUAGGACGUUCUAAUCGGCAAAUAUCAAGAAGACCGAUUGGACUUGCUUACAAUAAGCACCGCUGGAUUACGCAUUUUUACCUCGAUGGUAUCAGAUUUCAUUGGCUGAUGACGCAUGAAUAUAAACCCGAGUGUCAGAUUGCUAUCAAUCAGUUCGUGCAAUUGGCGAAGAAUUGGUGGAACCUACCAAUUAGGGCUUUUUCCUAUGACAAUGAAGCCGCUGCAGGACGCCUAGCAGAGCAGAGCUUAACGUCGGAUGGCAUUGUCAUUUACCAUAGCCCACCAGGACAUCCAGAGAUGAAUGGAUAUGCCGAAAGAUCAGGGGGUGUCAUCAUCCAACGAAUGAGGAUGCUAAUGCUCGAAGGCAAGCUCCCAAAAGAGCUAUGGCCAGAAGCAGCAAUGGCCGCAAUAUGGCUAUUGAAUCGGACGCCGACGUAUCUCGCCACAGAAAAUCGCUGGAUCAUCCCAUGGGCCGAAGUCGUGAAACAGUUUACAGCCACAGGUGAUAUUCCGCCAAGAAUCAACCUCUCAAAUGUCAGGUUAUACGGAAGCCUUGCGUACUGUCGAAUUGACAAGCAAGUGCAAUCAGAUAAGAUGAAUCCCCGCGCUGAAAUUGGAUUCAUGGUUGGCUAUAUAGCUUCAAAUAUCUGGAGGAUCUGGUUCCCGCAGUAUGGGAAAGUGAAACUGGUCAGGGACGCGAUAUUCGAUGAAACGCGAAGAUACUCGCCAGAUUUUCAACAGCUUCAGCCGGUUCCAUUGCCAUUGGUCAAAGAACCUCAAGAACUAGAUCAAGAUCAGGCUGCAGCAGCUAUCCAGGCAUCGAUAAUAACUGGAUCAGUGCCAGAUCUAGAACCGAGAGAUAACGCCAAUGAUGACAACGUCCAUGACAGCAUCCAACAAGGAGACCGUUUUUCGGCCGAAAAACCGACGCCUAUUCUUCAGGGGGUGUAUACAACACCAGACCGUCAAACAUCGGAUCGACAAAUUGACGUUAUAUCGGACGUUCCAGGCGCAUUCCCGCGAGAACCUCCGCUGCCGCCUACUCCAGCAUCCCUUGCAACUGAUCAGGGGGUGGAGACAGCACCGGCAAUGAUAAUACCGGAGUCAGAGAAUGAUCAGCUCCAGGGCUCAGCGGAUUCCGACGAAGAAGCUGAACUGCAGCUACAGGCAGGACUACUAGCACCUAGGAAUAUUAGUGGAAAUAUCGAAGAAGGGAACAUUAUCUCAGGACCACGAAGAAGGCAGGCAAAGAGGGACGAUGCCUACGCCUACAGCGCUAUUGCUAUAACUGAGCCACCAGCAUAUCUUCAUGCUUUCGCGGCCGGUUUAUACGCAAAUAGGCCAAUUAAGCGUCACAGAGAUGACCUUCCAGAACUCCCAAAACACUGGAAAGAUGUCAUAAAUCAUCCAUUCCAAGAGGGUUUCCUAGCCGCAAUGAGAAAGGAGAUUAACUCUCUCACGGAGAAAGCGACAUUUGAUACUGUGGACCGUCCGAAGGACCGAGGAAAGCAAAUCUUGCCACUGCUCUGGGUCUUUGCCUAUAAAUUUGAUCAAGAUGGAUAUCUGAUUAAGCUAAAAGCAAGGAUCUGUGUUAGAGGAGACCUCGAAACUAUAUCAUCGGACGAAAAGAGAGCUGCUACGCUAGCAGCUAGAACGGCCCGCAUGAUCUUCGCACUCGUGGCUGCAUUUGACCUCAAUCUACGACAGCGAGAUGCGGUCACAGCUUUCCUAAAUAGUAAGCUAGAGAAGGAUGUCUAUACACGAUCACCGGAGGGGUUUGAAACUCCAGGAAAAUGCUGGAAGCUCCGAAAGGCCCUUUAUGGAUUGAGAAUCUCACCACGCCUAUGGCAGUAUGAAGCAUCGCGAGUGCUUAGCCAACUAGGUCUACAGCAAGUCCCAGAGGACCCCUGUGUUUUUAUAGGAGAUGGACUCAUUGUCUUCUUCUACGUGGAUGAUAUCCUAAUUGCAAGUCAUCCGACAGCAAGGGAGAGAGCCCAAAAGCUUGAAAAAGAUCUUGAAAAGCAUUGGGAAUUGACCGAUCAUGGAGAAGCUGACUGGUUCCUAAACAUCCGCAUUAUCAGGGACCGGCAAUCCAAGAAGCUAUGGCUAUGCCAAGAUAGCUAUAUCACUAGCAUUGCAGUGAGGUAUAACCUUACUGACCGGCCAAGUGUAUCCACGCCACUACCCAUCGAGGAAUUAGAACCGUACGAUGGAAGGGCAUCUUCCCAGGACAUUCUUCUAUAUCAGAAGAAGGUCGGAUCAAUGGGAUACGCCACCACGAUUACCCGACCAGAUGCAUCAAAAGCAACAGCUAAACUAGCUCAAUUUUUGACAAACCCUGGUCCUCAGCAUCAUCAGGCUGCCGACCGAGUGAUUAGCUAUCUCUACUCUACCCGCUUUCUUGCUAUUGAGUAUAGCAGCACCUUAGAGAUAGACUCAGUACAGCUAGCCAGCGAUGCAUCGUACGCCGACCACAAAGACCGAAGAAGCUCCGCAGGAUAUAUCUGCCAGGUCUACGGAGGACCCGUGGAUUGGAAAGCUACUAAGCAACGGACGGUGACAACAUCAACCACCGAAGCCGAAUUGCUAGGACUUUCAGAAGCUGGGAAACAUCUCCAGUGGUGGAGAAGGUUACUCAGUCACGUAGGAUUUGAUGCCUCUCAUGUCAUCACAAUUGAAUGCGAUAAUGAGAGAGCAAUUGGUCUUCUCACCAAUCAGGACGCCAGUUUUGACACCAAGCUUCGCCAUAUAGAUAUUCAUCAUCUAUGGCUUAGACAGGAAGUACUAGCUGGACGUAUCGCCCUACGCUGGACGCCGACGGCAAAAAUGGUCGCCGAUGGCUUGACCAAGAUGCUAUCCAGACAGCAGCAUGAGAACUUCAUCAAACUGCUCCGAAUGGUCCAGAUUGAGCAUUUGAUUGAAGGAGGAAAUUGA
Messenger RNA from Penicillium nucicola, 4530 nucleotides. RefSeq lists its product as uncharacterized. Gene Ontology annotation, molecular function: nucleic acid binding. The record is from RefSeq and is a predicted model, not a curated record. The transcript is spliced from 2 exons. NCBI's taxonomy places the organism in Eukaryota, Fungi, Ascomycota, Eurotiomycetes, Eurotiales, Aspergillaceae. Bases 1 to 4530 code for a protein of 1509 amino acids. Gene Ontology annotation, biological process: DNA integration.